Messenger RNA from Neodiprion fabricii, 1007 nucleotides. RefSeq names its product mitotic spindle assembly checkpoint protein MAD2A (gene mad2). The record is from RefSeq and is a predicted model, not a curated record. The transcript is spliced from 2 exons. NCBI's taxonomy places the organism in Eukaryota, Metazoa, Arthropoda, Insecta, Hymenoptera, Diprionidae. Bases 188 to 826 code for a protein of 212 amino acids. Gene Ontology annotation, biological process: mitotic spindle assembly checkpoint signaling. Gene Ontology annotation, cellular component: nucleoplasm; cytoplasm; kinetochore.
GGCUGACAGGAACGGUGAGGGGUUCGAAGUUGCCUUAUGAGCCACGAUUGGUGCAUUUGAAAAGCUACCGGUGAUUGUUUCUAACCUCAUGAAAGUAUUGUUUGGUUAAUUCGGCUGAUGCGUGGAGGCUUGCAGUAGCUAGUUUUAUUAUUGUCGGCUGCGACGGUGAUUGGGCCCGUCUGUCAUAAUGACAGAAACGCAACAAAAAUCGAAAUGUAUUACUCUAAAGGGUUCCGCGGAGUUAGUCGCUGAAUACUUGCAUUUCGGGAUCAACAGCAUACUUUAUCAGCGGGGUAUAUAUCCACCGGAAACAUUCGAACCGGCGGAACAUUUUGGUUUGUCAAUCCUUGUCUCUACGGAUGAAAAGAUAAAAUCUUUCUUAAACACUGUCCUCGGUCAAAUCGAAGAAUGGUUACUACAAAAGAAAGUACAAAAGGUAACGCUUGUCAUAACUAAUGUAAACACUAAAGAGGUACUUGAGAAAUGGGAUUUCAAAGUUGAUUACGAAGGAUCAACUCCAAAUGGCACCGCCACCGGCAACAAAAAUAUAAACCACUUAGAAGUUGGCACAAAGGAUACGAAGACCAUUCAAAAAGAGAUCCGCGAAGUGAUACGUCAGAUAACAGGAACAGUCAGUUUUUUGCCGCUACUCGAUUGUCUCUGCUCCUUUGAUAUACUGACAUACACAGUUCCUGAUUGUAAUAUACCCACCGAAUGGGAUGAAACCCAGCCAGUAUUUAUCGCCAACAGCCAGGAAGUGCAACUCAGGACUUUCUCUACAUCCAUUCAUAAGAUGCAGACCAUAGUUAGCUAUAAAAACGAUUGAUACCAAUGAUACAGUACGCUUUCGUACACAAGUGAUUAUUAUUGUAAUUUUUAUUCUUCAUAUUCAUUCAAUUGUAAUUAUACUCCUUCAAUUGCAUCAUAUUUUGUAUUAGACUGUAAUGGUCUCCUUGAUUGAUAAAGACAACAAUAAUUUUUCAAAUAAAUGUUUUUAUAUACUUUCA